Messenger RNA from Mesorhabditis belari, 198 nucleotides. The record is from the annotation of a GenBank genome assembly. NCBI's taxonomy places the organism in Eukaryota, Metazoa, Nematoda, Chromadorea, Rhabditida, Rhabditidae.
AUGCUAAAGAUUAAAUAUUUCUAUUUGUUGAUUCUUUUUGUCCUCAUUGUACCUUCAACAGGUUUUGGCCGACUUUCCUAUUUGAGACAAUUACUUGUCCUGAGAGCUGGAAGAGAUCCAUUAAAGGAUUUUCGAUAUCCACAGCCACCAAAGUCGAGUUUCGAUGAUUUUGAUGUGAACGAGUUUUUCGAUGACGGA